AUGCAAGUCUUACUUCAAAUAAUUGACAACAGGCCUGUUCCUGAAGGAAUUAAAGCAGUAGACAAGUAUGAAGGUUGCCCGGAGAAACUAUUAAUUGCCUUCACCAAGUAUCUCGCAACAAAGAAGAUUGCACUUGCAAAGAAGAUGAAACAAAUGAGAGUGCAAUACGUGCAGAUGCCUUGGCAAAACGAAGAAAAUGCUGUAGACUGUGCCAUAUACUCGAUGAGGCAUAUGCAGACUUACACAGGCACAUCAAUAGAAGACUGGAAUGCAGGACUCACUGGAGGCCCUGAAGAUAAUACAUUCCUCACAUCACUGAGAGCUAAAUAUGCCGCAACAAUACUCAUGUCAGAAUGGAAUACCCUUCUAUCAGAGGUGACAAAUGCAGCCAAAGAACUCUACAAACAAUCAAAGUGACCGUGUUUGUAAAGAUGUUGAAUCCUGUAAACUGAAAUUGAAACAAGUAUCUGAUAUGUGUUCUUUAUUUCGGAAACUACUCUAACUCUGAA
Ipomoea triloba (trilobed morning glory) is the source of this 509-nucleotide messenger RNA. RefSeq lists its product as uncharacterized. The coding region runs from base 1 to 417 and encodes 138 amino acids. The record is from RefSeq and is a predicted model, not a curated record. Lineage: Eukaryota; Viridiplantae; Streptophyta; Magnoliopsida; Solanales; Convolvulaceae. The transcript has 4 exons.